Bombyx mori (domestic silkworm) is the source of this 3207-nucleotide messenger RNA. RefSeq lists its product as uncharacterized. The record is from RefSeq and is a predicted model, not a curated record. Lineage: Eukaryota; Metazoa; Arthropoda; Insecta; Lepidoptera; Bombycidae. Bases 1350 to 2393 code for a protein of 347 amino acids. The transcript has 2 exons.
UAGUUACGCCGCGCCGUGUUCGAUUUAUUAUUAAAUGCUAUUUAUGUGAUGAUAUCUCUCAUCACUUAAUCUCUUUCAAUUACAUACUAGCGUCCCGCUGCUCUGAACUAUCAAAAUCAUUAUUCUGUCGUUUUCUGUUGUUUUUAAACAGAAAAACAUUACUUAUUGAUAUGCGAUAGAAAUAGUCCCGAUAUUGUUGAUCCCAGGUAGGGCGACAAACAUUUCUCAGAAUCUACCACCGGAUCGGAAUCGCGACCCACUGAGAAGAUCCGGCGAAAAACUUUCUUACUGGUGGUAGGACCUCAUGUGAGUCCGCACGGGUAGGUACCACCACCCCGCCUAUUUCUGCCGUGAAACAGUAAUGCGUUUCGGUUUGAAGAGUGGGGCAGCCGUUGUAACUAUACAGAUACCUUAGAGCUUAUAUCUCAAGGUGGGUGGCGCAUUUGCGUUGUAAAUGUCUAUGGGCUUCAGUAACCACUUAAUACCAGGUGGGCUGUGAGCUCGUCCACACAACUAAGCAAAAAAAACCAUCUCUAUGGGCAUUGUACUGUCGUUGAUGCAUUGGCCAAUUUUUAAGUUAAUCAUAAAUCUCAAAGUCAGCGAAAUUGACAUUCAAAGUUCUCAUAACAAAUAAACACGCAUACGUAAUUAUUAAUAACGUGUUAAAAACAAUUCGGUAUUAAAAAAUAUUUAAAAAAAAUCCUUCUGUAGAAUGCAUCCAUGAUUAUUAUUCGUCGGUCAGUGUUAGGUUAUCGGUCGUGUGAGCGUCGCGUCGUGCGCCAAAUAAUGACGCUUCACCUACAAAGGAUCAAGGACGUUCGCGCCGCGUACACCGUGCGAGACGUUGCAUUCUCAUGAAUUUUUGGCAUUAUUAAUUCUAAAUGUAAUUUUUUCAUACCAAAAUUUAUUUUUACGCUCAAAAAUAAUACAAAAUCUGAAUUUAAUUGACGAUUGCUAAUCGACUUUAAUCUAUUUUCAAUUUAGUAGCUAUAUUAAUUAAUGUUGCCGAACCAAAAAAAAUAUACAGUUGCAGUUUUCUUGUGAAGUUAAAGUUUAAGAGUCGUUAAAGUGUGUACGUGCAGCUUGGGUCCGGCGACGGUCACAAAUCUUCCGUUUCACUCGGGCCCAGCCUCCGAGCAGCGAGAAGAGGAAACAGCACGCUCCAAAGCACGCGACUGCGUGAUGCCGGCUACUCCCGAAAUAGACCCCCCGCGCGGGGUGUCUGCCCAUCGACGUGCUUUUAGUAUGCUGCGCGCAUGCGAACCGCCCGCACCCUUCUGCGCUCCUAGUAACACAACGUACGCGAAUUUAAUAAAAAUAAAACAAAAUAGCAUGCUGUAAUCAAGAAAAUGGUCGCGAUACUGGCCAAUCCGAAAUGGAGCGAGGACCUGACCAUCCAAAUGAUUAUCGAAUACGAGAAACGCGAAUUCCUCUGGAACCCGGUGUCGGAGCACUACAAAAACAAGAAAAUAAGGGAGCAAGGCUACGUGGAAAUAAUAAACGCGCUCAACUUAGUCGACGUUACGGUUAAAGAAUUGAAAAACAAGAUAAAGAACAUACGUUCGUCUUACAGCGUUGAGCUGAAGAAGAUUCGCGCGGCUAGGAAGGCCGGCGCGCAUGCGUACCGACCCAGCGUCACGUGGUUCGAGCACGCAGACAGGUUUCUGCGGGCGAUCGUCACGCCGAGCUCCGUCGACAAUAGUCUACUCAAGAUCCCGAUGAGCGAUGACAGCGAUAUCGUUCAAGAUCUGAGCGAGCGAAAAUCGCCGGAAAAGAAGAGUCCUAGAAAACGCCGGAACUCGAAUCGUUCGUCGACGCCGUACGUGCUCAACACGCCGUCGCCGCGUCCCAGCACACCUUUCGGCCUGAAUGGCGCCCCCGCCACGCCGUUCGUGAUACUCCCGUCGUCUGGCUCCGCGCCCUUCCUCAACCCCCCCGUCGGGAUCGCCACGCCGCUAACGACCUCGCUCGCCACUAUAUACCCGGUGCCAGCGAAACAAAAGAAAGGGAAUUCGGACAGUAAUGACCACACGGACCUCCCGCAGGACUUGAGUCAGCAUUCCGAGAACGGUAACGACUCGAAUGAGUUCGAGAUGUUCGGGAAAUUGAUAGCGAGCCAGCUAAGGAAACUGCCGCUGAGCUUAGCUUUAGACACGCAGCUAAAGAUUCAGACUCUGGUGAACGCUGCGCGGAUACAAGCGGUGUACCAGCAGUACAGUUACGCGGGACCGUCACAGGAAGCGUUGUCAGUACAGGCGCUAUCAAACAGCAUCCUGGCCGGUAUGACGUCACAAAACAGCUUCGAAUCCCGCUCGAUCCGAAACGACUCCCCCGAAGACAUGACCAGAGACAUCAAGACAGAGUACUGUAUUGGUUCUGAAGCGGAAGAUUAAAGAUUUAUAUUUUAUUUUCAACGACCAAUGUUGAGUUAAUAAGUUCACACUUCUCUUUAUACGUGAAUUUUGAAUUAUUUUUGGAUUUGCUCAUAUAUUUUUAAGGUGACAUAUUUUUAACAAUACCAUAGUUUGAACAGACUUCAAACAAAAAAGGAAGUUAUUCGAAAAGUAACUUAAUUUCUUUUUUAGGUAUAAGAAAGGAAUAUAUCUGUUUUGUAGUAGGGUUUGUGUGGUUAUCUAUGUGUUUAGAUGUAAAAUAUUGAUGUUAUCGAUGUAUAGUUUACAAAAAAAAAAAACAAUAUCAUUCAAUCAAAAUCAGUUCAAAAGACAUUUUUUUACUUUUUACUAAACUAGUCAUACAGAUUGUAUAUCAAUGAAGAUCUCAAUGCUUUUGGCUGUGUUAAAACUUGUGUUAGACAAUUAUUAUUAUUAUUAAUAUUUUCGUAAAAAUUCCAACAAUUAAAUUUGUAAAUUAAUGUGAAUUAAAAGUGUCAAGAUGUUGAAAUGUGGAUUGUAUUGCCAGUACAAUAAGCACGAAUUUAUUUUUGUGAUAAAUUGGCGGGCCUGACUUUUUGACAAGCGACGAAAGGAACAGUCGGACCUUCCUGAUAUUUUAUUUAAAAAAAAAAAAAAAACGGACAUUAAAUUUAAGAAAACAAAUACCUCAAACUUAGAAUUAGUGAAGCGUACUAAGAAACAAAAAAAGUUUAGAAAAUAUACUAUAUUUUAUCUGUUAUCGAUGUGCCACGGUUUAGAUUGUGUACAAGUUGUGAUUUUUAUUGUGUACAAGAAUAAAUAUUUUAUAAAUGUG